AUGAGCUCAGGGAGCGCGGCGUGAGGACCAGCAGCCAGUGCCAUGCAGGGCUCCUGCCCCGGCCCGGGCUGGCUCCGAGGGCACGGCGUGGGCACAGCCCGGCUCGGCGGCGGCGCGGCCGCGCGCUCUGAGGGACCCCGGCUGCCUGGGGUGCACUGAACCCCGCUGCACGACGGGAUGAGUCACUUCUGAGAGCUCCGCGGCCUCGCCUGUGUCUGACCCAGCUCGGCACGGCUCAGCUGCUCUCCCUGCCGCGCCGGGGAUCGGCGGGGAUGAAGCAGAAGUGAAUGUGGGAUGAGGAGCUGCGGCUUCCCGGGAGCGGAACUCGCUGGAUGUUCUCAGGGUUGGAGGUCUCUGCCACACUGGUGAUGUUCAGCCCGUCCUCUGCCGUGACCCCCUGCACCUCCCCGCGGGUGCCCCAGGCCGUCCCCAUGGACCUGCGGAUCGGGCAGCGCGUGGUCAAGCCCCAGGACACGGCGCUGCUGGCCCUGAAGCAGCAGCAGCUGCAGCACCAGCUCUUCCUGGCCAGCCUGCACCAGCAGCAAGUGGAGCAGCUCGCCCACCAGCACGUCAGGGUGGCCAUGGAGUCCCCACACCGCGAGGCUGAGCCGGGCCAGCAGGAGCAGGAGCUGCGGCAGAUCCUCAACAAGGACAAGAGCAAGCGCAGUGCCGUGGCCAGCACGGUGGUGAAGCAGAAGCUGGCCGAGGUCAUCCUGAAGAAGCAGCAGGCGGCUCUGGAGAGGACCAGCAACCCCCCCGCCGCAGCCCUGCCCUACAGGUCUCUGGAGCCCCUGGAGCCCGAGGGUCCCUCCCCUGCCAUGCUGAGCACGUUCCUGUCCCCCGUGGCCAGCGCUGCCCUCGACACCCCCGAGCAUUUUCCACUGCGGAAAACAGCGUCCGAGCCCAACCUGAAGGUUCGGUGCAAGCCCAGGAAGUGCCUGGACCGGCGCAAGAACCCCCUGACCCGCAAGGAGAGCGCCCCCCCCUCGCUGAAGAGGCGCCCGCCCGACGCCAUCGACUCGUCCCCCAGCAGCAGCAGCACCCCCGUGUCGGGCUGCAGCUCUCCCAACGACAGCCUGCCCGCCGAGCACGCCGCGCUGCCCGCCGCCCCGGGCGUGCCCCACGAGGCGCCGCUGGCGCAGCGGCUGCUGCUGCAGGAGAGCUCCCUGGCGCAGUUUGCCCUGCAGAGCGCGGCCUCCCUGCCGGCCAUCACCCUGGGGCUGCCGGCCACCACCGGCGCCAGGGCCGAUGCCGAGCGCCGGGCGCUGCCCGGGCUGCCUCACCGGGUGCCGGUGCUCAACGGGCCGGUGCUGCCGGGCACGCACGCGCCCGUCUUCAUCCCGGCCAGCCUGGAGCAGCACGAGCCCGGCAGCCCCCUGUCCCCGAGGCUGCAGCCCGUCAUCAUCCUCGAGCCCUCGGUCACCCACACGCCGCUGGUGGCAGGUGAGUGUCCGCCUGGGGACAGGGACAGCGACAGCGACAGCGACAGCGACAGCGACAGCGACAGUGACAGUGACAGUGGAAGUGACAGUGACAGUGAGAGUGGAAGUGGCAGUGACAGUGGCAGGAAGAUUGGCUUGUCGCUGGUGCCCGCGGAGCGGCUGGCACUGCCCGGGCAGCACCGGCCGCUGGGCAGGACGCGCUCGGAGCCGCUGCCGCCCAGCCCCAGCGCCGCGCGGCAGCACCUGCUCUUCCAGCAGCACCACGCGCACGUCCUGGAGCGGCUGGCGCAGCACACGCACCUGGGCAAGCGCAUGGCCAAGCCCAGCGAGAAGCCCCGGCUGCGGCAGAUCCCGUCCUCGGAGGACAUGGAGGCCGAGGGGACCCUCCCGGAGGCCGCGGCCGAGGGGGGGGACCCCGGCCGGGCGCGGGUGGAGCCCCCCCGGCCCGGCAGCAGCGGCAAGGAGCCCGAGAGGACGCAGAAGAUGGGGCAGCCCCAGGAGGAGCUGGUCCUGCAGCAGGCCUUCCUGUGGGACUCCUUCCAGCGGGUGCAGCAGCAGCUCCUCAAGCGCCAGCCCCUGGCCGACCCCCCCGUGCUCCCCCCCGGCCACCGGCCGCUGUCCAGGGCUCAGUCGUCCCCAGCCACGGCCACCGUGUCCCUCCCUGCCCAGGACACCAAGGCGCUGGCCCUGCCCGUGCAGGAGCAGCCGCCCAAGCCGCACUUCACCACAGGGCUGGUUUACGACUCGGUGAUGCUGAAGCACCAGUGUUCCUGCGGGGACAACAGCAACCACCCCGAGCACGCCGGCAGGAUCCAGAGCAUCUGGUCCCGCCUGCAGGAGCGGGGCCUGCGCAGCCGCUGCGAGUGCCUGCGGGGCCGCAAGGCCACCCUGGAGGAGCUGCAGUGCGUGCACAGCGAGCGCCACGUGCUGCUCUACGGCACCAACCCCCUCAACCGCCUCAAACUGGACAACGGCAAGCUGGCAGGGAUCCUGUCCCAGAGGACGUUUGUGAUGCUGCCCUGCGGAGGGGUGGGGGUGGACAGUGACACCAUCUGGAACGAGCUGCACUCGUCCAACGCCGCGCGCUGGGCCGCGGGCAGCGUCACCGAGCUGGCCUUCAAGGUGGCCACCAGGGAGCUGAAGAACGGCUUUGCCGUGGUGCGGCCGCCCGGACACCACGCGGAUCCUUCCACGGCCAUGGGAUUCUGCUUCUUCAACUCGGUGGCCAUCGCUGCCAGGCAGCUGCAGCAGAAGGGGAAGCUCAGCAAGAUCCUCAUUGUGGACUGGGACGUUCACCACGGCAACGGGACCCAGCAGAUUUUCUACAGGGACCCCGAGGUUCUCUACAUCUCCCUGCACCGCCACGACGACGGCAACUUCUUCCCGGGCAGCGGGGCCGCCGACGAGGUGGGCGCUGGCCCCGGCGAGGGCUUCAACGUCAACGUGGCCUGGGCUGGAGGGCUCGACCCCCCCAUGGGGGACCCCGAGUACCUGGCUGCCUUCAGGACCGUGGUGAUGCCCAUUGCCCACGAGUUCUGCCCCGACGUGGUGCUGGUGUCGGCCGGCUUCGAUGCAGCCGAGGGCCACCCGCCCCCCCUGGGGGGCUACAAAGUCUCUGCCAAGUGUCUUGGCUACAUGACCAAGCAGCUGAUGAGCCUGGCGGGGGGGGCCGUGGUGCUGGCACUGGAGGGGGGCCACGACCUCACGGCCAUUUGUGACGCGUCCGAGGCCUGCGUGUCCGCCCUGCUGGGCCACGAGCCGGAGCCGCUCCCCGAGGACAGCCUGAGGCAGAAGCCCAACGCCAACGCCGUGCGCUCCCUGGAGGCCGUGAUCCAGGUCCAGAGCAGAUACUGGGUGGCCGUGCAGCGCUUCGCCUCCAAGCUGGGCUGCUCCUUCCUCGAGGCUCAGCACCACGAGGCUGACGAGGUGGAGACGGUGACGGCCCUGGCGUCCCUCUCGGUGGCCGUGAUGGUGGAGAAGAGGGCGCAGGAGGAGCCCAUGGAGCAGGAGGAGCCCAUGAACCAGUGACACUUGGGGACGGUCCCCGGGCGUGGCCGGAGCCCCCGAAGAUCCCGAUCCCGUUUGUCCCCCUCGCUCCCGGGGCCCUGGGCGGGCCUGGACUCCUGGAAGGGACAUUCCCGAAUCCAGCGGGACGGGACCACGGAGAGCCCCGAGCCCAGACUGUGCCCACAGCCCCCCCCCAAUUUUGGGACCCCUCGAGGGGGGUGAAACCCCCCAGCCCCUGGCACUGACCCCCCGAUCCCGGGACCUCCUCGCCGGGCGGGGCCGGACGUUGGGAUGGACACUGGGACCACCCCGGGGGCGGCUCCCAGAGCCUGGGAGGAGCAUCCCGGGCUUUGCUGGCUGGGGUGGGAUCUCUGCACCUUCUCCAGAGGUUCCCUGGCUCCCCUCGCCCUGCUGGGGCACGGGCACGGAGCGGCAGGGACGGGACGGGAGCUCGGGGGCAUCCCCUGGAAGGUUUGGGGCAUCCUGAGGUUUGGGGCUCCUGAGGAAGGUUUGGAGCACCCCAAGGAAGGUUUGGGGCAUCCCGAGGAAGAUUUGGAGCAUCCCAGGGAAGGUUUGGAGUAUUCCAAAGAAGAAUUGGAGCUCCCCAAGGAAAGUUUGGAGCCUCCUGGGAUUUGGGACAUCCCAAGGAAGAUUUGAAGCCUCCCAAGGACAGUUUGGAGCCUCCCAAGGAAGAUUUGGAGCCCCCAAGGAAAGUUUGGCGCCCUCCAAGGAAAGUUUUGAGCCCCCCAAGGAAGAUUUGGUGCCCCCCAAGGAAGGUUUUGAGCUCUCCAAGGAAAGUUUUGAGCAUCCCAAGGAAGAUUUGGAGCCCCCAAGGAAAGUUUUGAGCAUCCCAAGGAAGAUUUGGUGCCCCCCAGGAAGGUUUUGAGCUCUCCAAAGAAAGUUUUGAGCCCCCCAAGGAAGAUUUGGUGCCCCCCAAUGAAGGUUUGGAGGCCCCCGUAGGAAGAUUUGGUGCCCCCCAGGAAGGUUUUGAGCUCUCCAAGGAAAGUUUUGAGCCCCCCAAGGAAGCUUUGGGGCUCUCCCAGCGAGGGCAGAGCGAGGCUGGAGCGUGGCCGUGCCCGGGGGUCCCUCUGCCCUCGCUGCCCCCUUUGCACUAUGGACCCUGGUGUGACCCCGACUCCUCUUCCCGGGGGAAUUUCGGGAACCUUCCCCUCCUGCCGAGGUGCCUCGAGCCCUUCCAGCCCCCCAGGGCCCUGGCUGGGUGUGGGUCCAGCCCCUGAGCCCCUCCCCAGAUCCCACUGGGGACCCCCGGGGAUGCCCCGACCCCCCUGUCCCCGUCCCUGUCCCCACCCAGGGGUGACGGGAGGAUCCAGAGCCUCCAACGCGAGCGUUCCACCCCGAUUUCCCUUUUCCCAUUUCCCCAAAGCCUUCCCUGCAGCCCGAGGGGCUCCCAGCAGGGCCAGGCCCUGUCCUGCCUCUGGGGACAGCGGGGACGCAGCCCCGAGCUGGGGGUGGGGACGGCUCCGGGAGCAGAUUUUGUAUAAAAACAAAACAAAACAAAAAACAAAACCAAUGAAAUUUUAAAAGAAAAAAAGGAAUGGAAA
Messenger RNA from Passer montanus (Eurasian tree sparrow), 5011 nucleotides. It is a transcript of the gene HDAC7, whose product is annotated as histone deacetylase 7. NCBI's taxonomy places the organism in Eukaryota, Metazoa, Chordata, Aves, Passeriformes, Passeridae. Bases 288 to 3470 code for a protein of 1060 amino acids. Gene Ontology annotation, cellular component: histone deacetylase complex. Gene Ontology annotation, molecular function: histone deacetylase activity. The transcript has 27 exons. The record is from RefSeq and is a predicted model, not a curated record. Gene Ontology annotation, biological process: negative regulation of transcription by RNA polymerase II; chromatin organization.